Messenger RNA from Leptonychotes weddellii (Weddell seal), 1941 nucleotides. It is a transcript of the gene C1RL, whose product is annotated as complement C1r subcomponent like. Gene Ontology annotation, molecular function: serine-type endopeptidase activity. NCBI's taxonomy places the organism in Eukaryota, Metazoa, Chordata, Mammalia, Carnivora, Phocidae. Gene Ontology annotation, cellular component: blood microparticle. The record is from RefSeq and is a predicted model, not a curated record. Gene Ontology annotation, biological process: zymogen activation.
AAGUGGUGCAACCUGGACUUCUAAGGGCCUUCAUGUUUCCCUCCCACGCAGACCACAAUCAGACACCUCACAUGCUCUGACAUCCAAUGAGAAGGCAGGACCUCCGACAGCGGCUGUAUCAUCUCCAGAUCUCCAGUUCAAGGCAAGGGCCUUCCCCGCCCCACCUCCUGUGCCCUGGCGUGGGGCACGUCCUCCCGCUGGUCCCAGAUGUCCAGUUCCAGAUGCCUGGUCUCAGGUGGGGAAAUAACCACUGGAGAAGCCCCCACUCCACAAGCUGCCCAGGCAAGAUGUGGUGGCUACUCCUCUGGGGAGUCCUCCAGGCUUGCCCCACGCAGGGCUCCGUGCUCUUGGCCCAGCAGCUACCCCAGCAGCUGACAUCCCCUGGGUAUCCAGAGCCAUAUCUCAAAGGCCAAGAGAACUCCACUGACAUCGAGGCUCCAGAGGGCUUUGCCGUGAGGCUUGUCUUCCAGGACUUCGACCUGGAGCCGUCCCAGGACUGUGAGCAGGACUCUGUCACAAUCACAGCCAGUGGGAUGGAUCCAAGUCGGUUCUGUGGGCAGCAGGGCUCCCCGCUGGGCAGCCCCCCUGAUCAGAGGGAGUUUGUGUCCCCGGGGAACCGACUGCGGCUGACUUUCCGAGCCCCUGCCUCCUCUCAGGACAGGACCACUGGCCUCCACAAGGGCUUCCUGGCCCUCUACCAAGCUGUGGGUGUGAACCGCAGUCAGCCCGUCAGCCAGACCAGGGAAGCCUCUGAGGCCCGAACACGUGGAGACAGCCCCUCCAAGACCCAGAAGCGCUGCCAGGAGCCCUAUUAUCAGGCCGCGCCAGCAGGGACACUCACCUGCACACCCCAGGGCCCCUGGAAGGAGACACAAGACAGGGAGGAGCUUCCUCACUGCAUCCCGGUCUGUGGCCGGCCGGUCACCCCCAUCGCCCAGAACCAGGAGGCCCUGGGUUCCUCCAGAGCCAAGUUGGGCGACUUCCCCUGGCAAGCUUUCACCAAUAUCUACGGCCGCGGGGGCGGGGCCCUGCUGGGCGACAGGUGGAUCCUCACGGCCGCCCACACCAUCUAUCCCAAGGACGGCAUCUUUCUCGGGAAGAACCGGAGCGUGGAGGUGUUCCUGGGCCACACAAGCGUAGACGAGAUGUUGCGGCUGGGGAGCCACCCUGUGCGCCGCGUGGUGGUGCAUCCGGACUACCGCCAGCACGAGUCCCACAACUUCGACGGGGACAUCGCGCUCCUGGAGCUGCGGCGCAGCGUGCGGCUGGGCCCCAGCCUGCUGCCCGUCUGUCUGCCCGAGCGCCAGGCCCUCUACCGCAGCGGCGUGUGGGGCUACGUCAGUGGCUUCGGCGUGGACAAGGGCUGGUUAACCACCCAGCUGAAAUACUCCGGGCUGCCCGUGGCCCCGCGCGCGGCCUGCCAGGCCUGGCUCCAAGAGAAGCAGAGGUCUGAGGUGUUUUCUGCCAACAUGUUCUGUGCUGGGGAUAAGAUGAGGCAGCAGAAUGUCUGCCAGGGGGACAGCGGGGGCGUCUAUGUGGUAUGGGAUGAGCGCGCCCAUCACUGGGUGGCCACGGGCAUAGUCUCCUGGGGCGUGGGCUGUGGCAAGGGCUAUGGCUUCUACACCAAAGUGCUCAACUACCUGGACUGGAUCAAGGGAGUGAUGGAGGGGAAAGACUGACCCUGGGGGCGCUUGAACAGUGACACCCAGCUGUGGAGCGUCCCCCCAUCCGGGAGAGGGUUAGGAGGGAGGACUGGGCUCAGGGAUGGCGCUGGGGGCAGGGAACCCCUAUUCCUGUCCUGUCCCUUGUGCGAGAGAGCUCCUCCUCCUUCCCAGUGCCCCCCCCCUCCUCUUUCUCCACCUUCUUGCCCGAGUUUGCGCUCCACCCAGGAAAGCCCUGGACAUCUCAGCCAGUUUCCCUUUAAACUUCAUCUCCUGCUGA